Molecule: messenger RNA, 6315 nt
Organism: Trichoderma atroviride IMI 206040
Lineage: Eukaryota; Fungi; Ascomycota; Sordariomycetes; Hypocreales; Hypocreaceae
Molecular function (GO): protein binding
Source: RefSeq, a predicted model, not a curated record
AUGUCGCAACUAUGCUUUGUUGUUAUAGAUGAGCAUCCAUCGAACAAUAAGAAAUCGGAUUCUAAUGCGAAGAGUCAAGCUGAAAGUUUUCUUUCUAUGCAAUUUGAAGACGCUAUCAUUAAAUACUAUAACAUUCUUGAGUAUGAAUGGCGCUUCCCUAAACUAUGGGGUCUCGAGCAGCAGGCAGAUGAGAUUCUUCAAGAUCUCGUCAAAGAUGAUAAUCUAGCUUUGACACUGCUCUUGGCUGCGGCAAGUUCUCGAUAUCAGAUUGUUUCUUCAUUGACCAAGUCAUUGAUCUUCUUCGGAGCUCUUCAUCGAGCCAAAUCAGACUUGGACGCUAGAAAUUAUAUAUUUCACCGAGUAUCUACAUUAGCUUCUAGGGCGCAUGAUUCUUUUGCCUUGGCUCAGGCUCAUAUAUCUGCCUUUCCGGCAAUUCAAAGAGAUUUCAUUGCAAUUUCGAACAAUUACAGAGUUAUCAAUUUCAUCGAGUCUCAAUCUACAGAAGUAGAUUAUCUGGCUAUGGAUGAGUAUUGUUCAACAAUGGAUGUUUCAAUGGAAGAGAAUAUCAUGACUUCUUGGAAUUAUACAGGAUUAUGGGUAUCCACAAAAGAAAACCAAGCCAUGAACCAUCUAGUGCGAGUAAUCACAGACAUGAUUACAAUGGAGCCGAAAAGCCUUUACGACCAAUCCCAACUAUACCUGGGCAAACUUUCUACUCGAUUGGCAGAUACAAUUACCCAUUCCUAUACUCAGAGCAUGCUACAAACAGAAUCCGAGAGCUGGAUUACGGACAACCCAUCUUUCAUCCAGUGGAGAAAGAGUACCGUGAAUGCUGUUUUGCAUAUUGAUGGCAAGCCCGGAUCUGGCACGACGUUGCUGAGCUCAUUUAUCCUAAACUUCCUCAAAACAAAUCUCACUUUCAAAAAUCAUGUUCUGCUCAAAUUCACCAUUACUUCGUUCGGAUCCAGCUCAUUACAGCUCACAGUGAUGCUUCUAUCACUGUCUCAUCAGAUUCUCGCACAACGACCCGCAGUAUUUCAACGAGUAUCGUGGCUAUGCUCCUGGCUGUUGAAUGACACUGGAGUUACCUUUACUAAACCCAUCGCAUAUUCAUUGCUUUCAGUUCUCAUCAACUUACUUGAUGAACCCAUAUUCUGCGUCAUCGAAAAUAUACAUUUAACAGCCGAUCCUUCGGAAUGUCAGCAGCUACUGAUCGAUGUGGCUACAACCAAACACUCUGCUAGCCCGCUGAGAAUUCUAGUCACAAACGAGUCUUAUAUGCGUGCACAUGCACAAGAGGCGCCGUAUAACGACCAAGGCACGGCUGCCCGAUUUUCAACGUUAAACGAACAAGGUGUGGCGUAUCUGCCUCUUCACCUUCAAAGCGAGCAAGCCAUGUUUACCUUUAUGAAACAGUCAGUGCAAGAGGGCAUUUUGCGUCUUACUGAAGAAAAGCCAUGUUGGGUAGAAUUAGAAAAAGACAUACAAGAGAAGAUUUGUAUUGAAGGAACAACUCAACUUCUGGCAAUGCAUCAAAUCGAUCUGCUGCGAUACCCUGUGCCUCCUACCACAAAGCUAUCAUUAAAACAGGUGCUGGAGCACCUUCCUUUAACCCUGGAGGAUUUAUGCACCCAAGCAUUGCCACUGCCGUCAGCGUCUAGCGAGACUCAGGAAGAAAAAAGGGCUCUUUCAGCACUAUGUUGGAUUGCGUUCGCAUUUCGACCGUUAGAGGUUCGCGAGGCCGCCAUUGCCUUAGCUUUCGACAACGAGAGUAUCAAUUCGAUACACUCAUUGAAAGACAAUAUGUGGAGUGAUAUUGUAGGAGACCUAUCAGCUAUCCUUGGGCCUUUACUAAGAGUCGUCGGCAAUCAUCUUUAUCCUAUUCAUCAUACCAUUAAAGCACUACCCGUUUUGGCCAGCGAAAACAGGGCCUUCCACUUGAAAGCACUUGUUACAUGUCUAAAAUACCUUCGAAUUAUCCUCACAGAAAACUACUCGGAUAAUGUUGAGCAAACCCACGUCGAAAAAAUGCGUAUAUCAUUUGACAAUCCCGAGUGCGAUUUACUCCGCUACAGCUCUAUCUAUUGGCCUGAUCAUUUUCGCAUUGUCUUCUCCAACGAGCCAUGCUGGGGCCAAGACGCUGAUACAACACAACAAGCUGCAGCUAUGAACCUUACCUACGAGUUCAUCAAGUGUAAGCCGCUGCUUGAUGAAUGGUCUAGAGCCUACAAUAUAUUCUUUCCAGAUAUUUACGGGAGUGACGCAGUCGACCUAUUCGACAUUACUGGUCUUACAGUUGCUUGCAAAUUUGGUUUGCUACCGAUUGCGCAAAAAUAUGCCUCCGAUGAUUCCAAUUGCAUCUCAGCCACCGAAUAUACAAAUGCUUUGGAUAUAGCAGCUCGCUUUGGACAUGCUGAUAUUGUCAAAUGGCUACUUUCUAGAGGCACGCUAUCACCACGAGCUAUCUACCUUGCAUCUAUAGGAGGCCAUGUGGAUGUCGUUAAAGAGCUUGUUCAGAAGGAUUUCCAAGUGGACCAUGCUGAUACUAAUGGCUAUACAUCGCUCCUUCACACAGCCAGAUUGGGCCAUUUGGAGGCAUUGCGCUUUCUUCUACAAAACGGGGCUUCAACCGCAAAAAAGUACCAAGAUGAUUCAACUGCUCUGCAUUUUUCUUCACGAAUCGGGCACCUGAGUGCUGUGAAAGAGCUCAUGGACCGGUCUGAUUGCGGAUGUGUAGACAAGGAAGGAUACACUGCCUUACAUAGGGCAGCUGCCGGCGGAUUUUUCGAAGUGGUAGUGUACUUUUACCCACGAUACAAGGAUAUUCGAAAGCUAUCGUGCGUCACCAACAAUCACGACACAAUUCUCCAUCUUGCCGUUGUUAGUGGCAGCUAUACGACAUGCCAAUUUCUACUACAACAAAGAGACACCGCAGUUUUGAUCAAUACGGCAAACAAGCAGAGAAAGACUCCGCUCCAUUUUGCUGCGGAAUAUGGAUACUUGGAUAUAAUGAGAUGUAUUUUGGACAUUGUCGAUAACGGGCCCGAUUUUGAGAUAAUGGGUCCAUCCGAUAUUUCAGCCGUAUCCUCAAGGAAAGCCGUUGUUGGAGAGAUCUCACCUUCUCGACUCGCUGCUCAGAACGGCCAUCUAGCUGUUAUGACAGAGCUUCUCGAUCGUCAAGCUCGCCGCUUGAAGCAAACAUCUACCACUACGGAUAGUGCAUGGUCAAAUCUAGAUGAUGCUUACUUAUGUCUGAGAGAUGCUGCUAGCUCAGGCCAUAUCGACAUUGUAGACAAGCUUUUGAACGCUUCGGUUGUUGUCUCAAAGCCAGAUGAUCAGGAACACACACCACUGCAGUUGGCAGCUAUAUUUGGUCAUUCAGAUACUGUGGAGAAAAUAUCGGCAUCAGCUUGUCAAGAAGAUCAACAGGCAGCACUACUUCUGGCAUUACAAACAGGCGACUCUACAGUCAUUCGAAGCUUAAUGAGAAGUGGCACUCCUGUUACAAGAACCAAAUCUGGCGAGUCACCUAUUCACUUGGCUGUUGGGUCCGGUAAUAUUCAGGUUUUCCAAGAGCUACUCGAGACCGAAGAAGCACGUCUUAUAUUCCAAGGAGAACAAGAAAACUUGAUCAGUAUUGCAGCGGAAAGAAGCCACGUUCCCCUUCUAGAUCAUAUUCUCAGUGGAACGUGUAUAAGCGCAAAUGAGAAUGCCAAGGAUCGUAUUUUCCAGAGACUCAUGAAAAACACCGUUAUAUGGAAAGAUAACAGAGUCUUAGAGGCUCUACUUAACAACGGCCUUUCAUGCGAUAUGAAGGAUGCCGAAGGACAUCAGCCCUUACACAUUGCCGCGAAACACGGAAACAGAGAGACUGUUGGGCUUCUGAUUGAAGCUGGAGCCGCAAUUGACAGCAUCGCGUCUUCUGGGGGUACGCCACUCUUGAUUGCUAUUCAAGCAGAGAACAGAUCGGCAUGUGAAUCGCUUCUGGAACUCAAUGCACAUCCGGAUAUCGCGGACGACGAUGGCCUGACACCGCUUUUUCUCGCCUGCGAACAUGAGGCGUAUGAAUUUGUUAGACUGCUACUUCAGUAUGGUGCAGAUAUCGGUGCCAUCAAUCCGGGUGGCCGGACGGCGCUUCACAAGUCAGUCAAGAGCCCAGAAAUGAUGGAUAUUCUACUGGAAAAGGGUCAAGGAAAGCAUUAUGUAGAUGUCGCAGAUGCUCAACAUCAAACACCACUUCUACUAGCUGCUGCAUCAGGCAUUAACAAGACAGUACAUUGUCUCCUUGACGCCAAUGCUGACUUACACCAAACCGAUGAGAACGGUUAUACAGCAUUGCAUUUCGCUGUUUUUGGGGAGCAUCUAGAGACAACCAAGAUUCUCAUUGAUAGGGGUGCCGACUGUAAUAGAAAGGCCAAUAAUGGGCGACUACCUUUGCACUUGGCAGCAGAAAGGUGUCAUUAUGACGCCCUUGAAUACCUGCUGCCCCUCACGGAAGAUAUCAAUGUCUUGGACAGCAGAUUUGGUACUCCUUUAGCAGCGGCAGGACGAUCUUUUACACAACACGAUCAAAGUAUUCGAUGUACUAAGCUUUUAUUGCGCAAAGACGCGCAAAUAAAUUGCUUUGGAGGCAAAUUGCACUCGCCUCUACAGACAGCCGUUUGGCACGGGAAUCUUGAGCUGGUUCAACUACUACUGGAAAAUGGCGCCGAAGUAAACGCAGUUGGGGGAAACUUCCAAUCAGCUUUGAAUGCAGCUAUCAAGACUAAGCACGUGGGUAUUAUAGAACUGUUGUUGAGUCACAAUGCCGACCCAAAUAUCGAAUACAACAACCGCUCUGCUCUUGAAAAUGCUGUUUACAGUGGAAAUUUUCACAUUCUAGAGGCUUUACUAAAUGCAAUUACGGACCUUGAUCGUCAAAUAUUUGAUAAAGGCCAGAAUGCGUUCCGAAUGGCCGUCAAGACGGACAAACUCGAACUUGUCGAGCUGAUGAUGAAGAAGGGCGUCAAUGUCCAAGGUGAUCAUUCAGGCACACCUUUAUUAUCGCAUAUCGUCAACUCGUACAGCAAAUGUGUUUUGGAUUAUUUUCUUCACGAUGGUCGUGGGUAUAUUGACAUCAAUGAGCAAGAUAUAGAUGGCCAAACUGCCCUUGACUGUGCUGUACUGGCAGAUAUCGACCUCGUUGAAGUGCUAUUAGAUGCUGGUGCUGAUCCAAAUGUCCAAGAUAAAUAUGGUAACACAGCGCUUAUACAUGCUCUCAGAGGGGGAAAUACUGCUGUCGAUGAAAUACUAGCAUAUGAGGAUCGGAAGAGCCGAAUACCAGUACGAUUUGAGUUGGUUGACAAUAUCGGCAGAGGACCACUGUAUUGGGCGUGCUACUAUGGGCACAAUGAUUGCUUUGAACAUGCAAUGUUGAAACUUUCUACAUUGCAAUCUAAAAAUGCGGAAAACUCGAAAUGUUCUUUCAUCUCAGCAAUCCACGCAGCAGCUGCAGGAAAUAGGCAAAUGAUGCUACAAAAAUUGAUCGAAUAUGACAUUGAUGUCACCCGGCCCGAUAGAAAUAACUGGACUGCUCUACACACCGCCAAGGCCUAUUGUUACGAAAAGAUUCAGAGCAUGCUAGAGGAUAGGGUGCGGUCUCAGGGCAUUAAGUCACUCGAGACAAGCUUGAAUCCCCCAUCCUUGCAGCGGCCCUCGCGGUGGAAUAAGCUGGACAUGCAUAGAGCACUUAAGACAUCUGAAGACGGACUUGUGAUCUUCCUUGAAGAUCCGGCUGCAGAAGAUACAAUCAGCGGAGACUAUACAGCGAUAACUGACUUUUGCAUACCUAAUGACGAGAGGGUGUUUUACUUUGAGAUUCAAAUGACAAGGCUUGAGACAUCAGAAGACUCAAUAGGUGACCCAGAGAUUGCCGUUGGAUUGAGCGAGGAGCACAUACACUUGGAUUCAACGGUCGGCUGUGAAUCUGGAUCGUGGGGGUUUCUCGGAGAUAGCGGUCAGCUAUAUGAGCGCGGGGGCAAGAUGAAGAAGUUUCAUAAAGGCUACGGCAGCCAGCACACAGUUGGAUGCGGUAUCGACUUCUCUAAGAAUGUGGGAUUUCUUACCAAAAAUGGUCGGUAUCUAGGUCAUUUUUCAACUGCAGUCACAGGAAAACUCUAUCCAACUGUGUCUUUUGGCCAAAACCUUGUGAAGGGGUCUUGCAUAACAGCAAAUUUCGGUAAUGAUCAGGGGAUAAAGUUCAUGUAUGACCUCGAGAAGCUUGACCAAGUGAUGGAAAAGGUCAGAGAAAUAGAACGCGACCGACGAUGGAUGUAG